GAGAGAGAGAGAGAGCGCGAGACCCAACACGCAGCAGAAGCAAGAUGUCAGCGGGUGUGUGUUCCCUUGUUACCCUGCGGUGUGUGUCAGGCUUGCGGUGCUUGAAGGCGGCAGUGUCCCAGCGGGCUGUGCAUACCUGUCCCGCUGCUCUGGGCAUCACCAACCUCCCUGCAGGCCGCCACACCAUUCCUGACAGCAGGGCACAGGUGGAGACCUCGACAGCAGAGUGGCACUAUGUGGAGCGGCUGUUCCCCCUCAAGUCCAUCCCUAAACCCACAGUGGCCCCAGGUGAGGUGACACCGUCUGGAUGGGUGGCACCGUCUGCCAAGCCCGGGGACCAUCCUUAUUUUGUCCGCCGUAGCCCCAGCCACAUGAUUCCUGUCUACCUCCACCACAUACCCCAUAUAUCCAAAUACCGAACAUUUGUGAGCCAUGUGGAGGGGGAUGUGUUUGCCCUUCUGGAGGAGCUGCGGGAGUACUUGCAGGACCGGAAGCACACCAGGAUCCUCAACAUGAGAGCGCAUGAACCUCACCAGAAGAUAGAGAUUAAGGGGCAGUAUGUGGCAGAAGUGAGGGAGUUCUUGCUGGAGAGAGGAUUUUGAAAGCUGAUGGGCACUCUCUUCUUCCCUCUCUCUUUCUCUUUCUUUCUUGGUACUUCUAUUUCCUUUGCUUUUUAUAAGUUACCUGUCUUAUUCUUUCGUAUUCCUUCUUUCUUCCUUUAAUUUUGUCUUCUUUAUUUUUCCUAGGAUUUUGAGAGCUGAAGGUACUUUUCUUAUUCUUUCUUUCUCCUUUUGUUUUCUUUAUUUUCUUAUUUUCUAUCUCCUUCAUUUAUUCCUCUUGUUUUUUUUCCUUUCUCCCUCCUCCAUUUCAUACCUUCUAUUUGUCUUAUCCUGUCUUUUCUCUCUCACUCUCUUUGAAGGUUCUUGACUUUCAUUCUUCCCUCUUUCUCUGUUGAUGCUUUUUUUUUUUGUUUUGCCUUGAUACAAUUUAAUGUCAUUCUACUUAUAUUUCCUUUACCUUUCAUUCUUUCUGUCCCUCUUUCAUCUCUCUCUUUGGUUUUUCUGACUACUGCUUGUGUCCAUCCUCUUCCUUCACUUCGACACCACUACUACCACUGCCACUGCUUCAUGAGAUCAGCAGGACUCUCUUGCAGGAGACAUGGCGAGCAAGAGGAGGAGCACCACCACCAGAACUAUCACUGUUAGUCCCUUCAUCUUGUCACUGGGGAGUGGCUUCCUUCCUUACCACUAAAUAUUGAUAGAAUUUGAGACACUUAACCAUUAUCCCUGUGUGUAUAUAUAUAUAUAUAUAUAUAUAUAUAUAUAUAUAUAUAUAUAUAUAUAUAUAUAUAUAUAUAUAUAUAUAUAUAUAUAUAUAUAUAAAUAUAUAUAUAUAAAAUUUUGUACCAGUUUAUAAAAAAAAUGUAUAUAGUACUGUAAAUAUAUACUUAUGUGUAUAUCCCUGUCCCUUGUCUGUAAUAUAAUAAUAAAAAUAUUGUAAUGG
This is a messenger RNA of Scylla paramamosain (green mud crab), 1503 nucleotides long. RefSeq names its product large ribosomal subunit protein mL49-like (gene mRpL49). The transcript has 5 exons. The record is from RefSeq and is a predicted model, not a curated record. Gene Ontology annotation, molecular function: structural constituent of ribosome. The coding region runs from base 45 to 602 and encodes 185 amino acids. Gene Ontology annotation, cellular component: ribosome; mitochondrial large ribosomal subunit. Lineage: Eukaryota; Metazoa; Arthropoda; Malacostraca; Decapoda; Portunidae. Gene Ontology annotation, biological process: translation.